AUGACUGCAUUCAAGUCGUCUUCUGAUAAAAAACGAGAAGAACGAAAUUCAACACGAAUUAUUAAUGCACGCUAUGCAUUUGCAAGCAAAAUUAACGGAAUUUCAGAUGAAAAACUUAUUUAUUUGGAUGAAACUGGAUUUAAUGUGCACACUAACAACACAUAUGGUUAUUCGCUAAUAGGUGCGCCAGCAACUUUACAGUCGCCUGCAAAUCGUGGUAAGAAUGUUAGUUUAGUUUGUGCUGUUUCAACAACGGGAGUGCUUGCUUAUGAAAUUAAAACUGGAGGCUGGAAUGCAGAUUCAUUUUGUACUUUCAUAACUACAAUGAUGGCACCAGCGAUUAGGAAUGCCAAGGUCAUAAUGGAAUAUCAUCACAAGUCUGGGUAUCAAAAAGCUAAAGACCGUGAAGAUAAAAAGAAACGUGAGAAAGCGGUCAUUUUAAUAACUGUUAAAAUAACUGAGCUUUUUCCUACGAUUAGUGUCAAUGUCAAUAGAGAAGACCCACCAUCGAAUUCACCUUUACCAUGUGUUGGUCAGUGUGGUUUGCCUGGUCAAUUUGGUCAUGAAUUUGAACGUGAUAACAGUGCUGCAGCUGUAUGCAUUCAAUCUAUCUCUCACUCUGAAUCUGAUGAUAUGGUUGACGCGGAGACACUUUCUCAGAAACCAGAAGCACAAGCUGGUUCCAAAGGUGAUGACAGUUCCUUUUCCACUGACAUUGGGCAAUGGUCUGAAGUGGAAAUCAAUGAUACAUUCUGUAACUUUUGGGUAACUCGUGGAAGUGAAUGUUGUCAACAUUCAAAUGCUGACUUCACUAGUUCAAUGCAAAUUGAUGGAAAACAGAAGCGCUACUGCUCACAGAAUCUCUUUUAUCGUGUUCAUUCUCGCAAUGGUGAGAAAGUCCCAAAGUCAUGGUUGUGUUAUUCACCAGCAACAUCUCGCGUUUACUGCUUUGUAUGUAAAUUAUUUUCUGCUGAAGAUAAUUCAUUCUCAAGGAAUGGUUUUUGUGAUUGGAAAAAUGCAGAUUCACGAAUACAGUCACAUGAAAACAGCAUUGCACAUAGAAAUGCAACAAUCACAUUCAGCCAAAGAGUACAAGUCAGAGGAUUUGUAGAUUCAGCAAUAGUUGAGCAAUACAGACAGGAAUGUGCAUAUGCAAAAUCUGUGCUAGAAAGAGUUGUCUCAGUUAUCAAAUUCCUUGCUGAAAGAGGACUCGCAUUUAGAGGACAUACUGAAAUAUUGGGGUCAAGUUCUAAUGGCAAUUUUUUGGGAAUUUUGGAGUUGAUUGCUCAGUUUGAUCCAUUCCUCUCCAGUCAUAUUGACAACCAUGGUGGUAAGGGGAAAGGCUCUGUUUCAUACCUGUCAUCAACAAUUUGUAAUGAGUUAAUUGUUGUCAUGGGAAAGCAAGUUAUGAAAACAAUAUUGUCUGAAAUACGUGGAGCAAAAUUUUAUUCGAUUUCUGUUGACUCUACUACAGACAUAUCUCAUGUUGAUAGGCUGUCAUGUGUCUUUCGAUAUGUUUUGAACGAUGGCCCUAUAGAAAAGUUUGUUCAAUUUUUAAGCAUGAAAGGACAUGGGGCAGAAGAUUUGUUUAACAAUUUAUACAGCUUUCUGGAAGAAGCAAAGUUUGAUAUAAAAUAUUGCCGAGGUCAGUCCUACGAUAAUGCUAGCAAUAUAGCAGGAAAAUAUUCAGGGUUACAGGCACGCAUUCGAGAGAAGAACCCAUUGGCUGAAUAUGUGCCAUGUUUUGCACACUCCCUUAAUUUAGUCGGUGCAUCAGCUGUAAACUGCGUGACAACAGUGAGUGGAUUUUUUGAUUUUGUACAAAACUUGUAUGUCUUUUUAAAUGCAUCAACCCAACGGUGGGAGCUUCUAACCAAAGGAUUGGAUAGUAACCAGUUAGUUCUCAAACGCCUUUCUGAUACUCGAUGGUCAGCACAUUCUGCAGCAACUAAAGCAUUGAGCAAAGGCUUUAAAAAUGUUAAGACAGUGUUAGAGAACAUUGCUGAGGACCCCGAGGAGAAGGUUGAAGCUCGCACUACAGCUGCAGGAAUUGCAAAGAAGAUGGAUCAGUUAGAAUAUGGAAUUUUAUUAGAACUCUGGACACCCAUAUUAGAUCGCUUUCAUAAGACCAGUUUAAAACUGCAAAGUCCACAACUUGAUCUAAAUGAGGCUGUUCAACUGUUAACUUCACUAAAAGAAUAUGUAAAUUCACUUCGAGCACAGUUUGAUUUCUUUGAGAAGAAAGUAAAGGAAAUAACAGGGUCAACUUCUUAUAAAGAAGAGAAUCAGAGGAAACGAAAGCGAAGUGUUCAAUUAACCCGUCAUGAUGGAUCAGCUGAUGAAACAGUGUUUUCGGCACAACAGAAAUUUCGAGUCAUGGUUUUCUUGCCAGUACUUGAUCACUUGAGGUCAGCAUUAUGUAAACGAUCAGAGGCAUACAGUGGUGUAUGUGAUAAGUUUGGUUUUCUGAGAAACAUUCGAUCACUGGAACAGUCUGAUUUGCGAAGAGCCAGUAGAAACUUGAUAAAUACUUAUGUAGAUGAUUUGGAAGAGUUAUUUGAAGAUGAAAUACUUCACUUCAAAGAAUAUUUGUUAGCUGAUACGUACUUGCAUCAGAAUGAGAAAGAACUGAAAUGUAGCAUAGAGCUGUAUAUGUAUCGGGCUUUGAGAAACAGCAGUGCACUACAAGAUAUAUUUCCAAAUGUUGCCACAGCACUUCACAUAUACCUCAGUUUGAUGAUCACCAACUGCAGUGAUGAAAGAUCAUUCUCUGCAUUGAAACUGAUAAAAAACUAUCUGCAAAGUGCUUUGGGUGAUGACAAACUGAGUUCCCUUACUGUUAUGUGUACUGAAUCUGACAUCCUAAGAAGCUGUGACUUCAAUGAAAUUUUAUCAGACUUUGUGUUUUGA
Messenger RNA from Hydra vulgaris (swiftwater hydra), 2910 nucleotides. RefSeq names its product zinc finger MYM-type protein 1-like. NCBI's taxonomy places the organism in Eukaryota, Metazoa, Cnidaria, Hydrozoa, Anthoathecata, Hydridae. Gene Ontology annotation, molecular function: protein dimerization activity. The record is from RefSeq and is a predicted model, not a curated record.